AUGUCUGCGGACCACUCUCCAACUGAAAAUGCUCUCUACACCCCUCCGAUCACAGAUAUAGAUGGAUCCCUGUCUCCCACAUUAGAAUCCUUCCGCCCGCCAUGGACCCAGCCGCACUCAAGUCUCUCCCGCUCCUCCAGGAGGAGGUCCUCCAUCUUUUCUGUUCCCCCUGCCUCCCUGCGGGAUUCAUCAAUAAACAACAUAAAACAGCUCUACCAACGUGUCUCUCGUAGAUUUGGGAAGAUGACUCUUGUGCAGAAAAUUGGCACUGUGCUGGCCACUCUCGGGGUCAUUUCGCUGGGUGUAGGUUUCGUGAUUCUGACAGGGAAGAUAUUUAAGUGGUUAGAGCCUGUGGCGGAGGACUGGGAGAGCUCUAAACUUGCAUAUUUCGCCGUGUGGAUAUGCACAUUUAUAGUCUCUUUUCCCCCGCUGGUUGGUUGGUCGACUGUCGGGACCGUUGCAGGGUUUAUCUUUGGUGUUUGGAAAGGAUGGUUCAUAUUCUCAAUCGGAACCGUAAUCGGAUCGACAUGUUCAUUCAUCGUCUCCCGAACCCUCCUCUCCUCUUUUGUCCACCGAUUAAUGAAACACGACAAACGCUUUGCCGCUCUCGCUCUAACCCUCAAGUACGAUGGACUGAAGCUUCUAUGUAUGAUAAGACUUUGCCCGCUACCCUAUUCCAUAUGUAACGGGGCCAUCUCCACGUUCCCCACAGUCCAUCCCCUCAUGUACGGCCUUGCUACCGCAAUCAUAUCCCCAAGGCUGCUGGUCCCGACCUUCAUCGGCAGCAGACUGCGCAUCCUAGCGCAGAACGGCGAGACGAUGAGCGCAGGCUCAAAGGCAAUCAAUAUUGCCAGCAUUUUGGCUAGCAUGGCCGUGGGUAUCUUCACUGCAUGGUACAUAUAUAGAAAUACCCUCGCCCGCUCUAAACAGCUCGAAGCUGAAGAGAGAGCUAACAACAGCAUCCGACAAUCCCAGUCCAGCAAUCUGCCUCACCUCCAGCCGCCACAUGUCUUCUCUGACGACCCGGAUGAAAUCGCCGCUGCAGAACUUGGUGAGGACGAGGAAGCACGCAUUGGCUUCCUCACCGACGGUGCUACUGGUAAUAACUACGAUGUGGGCGUGGACAUUGAUGACGACCACGUCGCCAUUGACCCUGUGGGAUACCACGAUGAAUUUACGGAUAAUGACUCUGAUGUCUUUGAUGAUGGGGAUGAGGGUGGAGAUGGAGAUGGUCACGUUGAGGCGUAUAGUUUACAUCGGCAUGUGGAGUCGAAAUAG
This is a messenger RNA of Paracoccidioides brasiliensis Pb18, 1278 nucleotides long. RefSeq lists its product as uncharacterized. Gene Ontology annotation, cellular component: Golgi membrane. Bases 1 to 1278 code for a protein of 425 amino acids. Gene Ontology annotation, biological process: mitotic spindle elongation; vesicle-mediated transport. The transcript is spliced from 3 exons. The record is from RefSeq and is a predicted model, not a curated record.